Protopolystoma xenopodis is the source of this 600-nucleotide messenger RNA. Lineage: Eukaryota; Metazoa; Platyhelminthes; Monogenea; Polystomatidea; Polystomatidae. The record is from the annotation of a GenBank genome assembly.
AUGGUAUUAUCAGACUCUCUCUUUUGUCCAGUAGGAUCCGCCUCCUACCUUUCAGGUUCAGCUAUUUCACUCGACCCUGCUACCCUAACUCGGGACCUCCAUGAGAAGAUCGUGCACCGUGAAAAUGAACUGCAGUUGAUUGAGCAAGAACUGGAGGAGAGUCGCAGCGAGCGGGGCCAAAAGUUUCGGGAGCUAAAGAAGCGAGAACAGCAGAUGGAAGAGUUUUUCAAAACCUUUAAUGACAUCAAGGUUAUUGAGAUGUCACAUCUCAGCGAACUGGAGGGCAAGAUCAUGCAAACUCUGGAGGUGACCGCACGUUACCUGGUUAACGCCGAACAGACCCCUAGCCUCGUGAGUUCGAUCACGGCUGCCUCAAGUGCCACCUUAGCCGUGGGUGAAACUGGUGGACAGCCCGAAUUGGAUGUGAAACGAAUGAAAGAGCAGGCAAAUUUUAAAUCGGCCGAAUUCACCAAAUCGGAGGCAACUGCUGCCGGUCUACUCGUCGAUCACGCCCGUCUGACGAAGGAUUUGGCCAAAGUUGACAUGCUGGAGAAAAAGAUCUCUCAGGCGAGUUACCCCUUUUCAAAGUUUGCUUUUUGA